This is a messenger RNA of Salvia hispanica, 1128 nucleotides long. Lineage: Eukaryota; Viridiplantae; Streptophyta; Magnoliopsida; Lamiales; Lamiaceae. The record is from RefSeq and is a predicted model, not a curated record.
AUGGCAGCAGCCCCGUGUGGAGGAGCUGCUCAACGGAGAGCUGUAGAAGAGCGAGCAGAGAGGGAAAGACGUUCAGUGAUGGGAGACGCUCACCGGAAUGACAGCGGCGGUGCGAAGCUGAUCGGGACAGCGAUGGCACUGCUCGUACGCUCGAUGAAUCCCGAACAGCAGCAGCAACGACUGAGGGAAGCUAGGAUCAACAACCUCGAGCAAGGGAUAAACACAAUCUCGACUGUCAUUUCAAACAUCAACACUCAAAUGGAGCAGGUCCAAAAGAAACUUGAUGAGGACAAGGCAAAGGUAGCAGCACGAGUGGAGGAUAUAAACAAAAAGUGGGUUGCAAAGCAAAAAUCUGGGGACUGCCCAGUCGCCUGCGGACCGCCGCAACCACCGCAGCGGACUGUCGCUGACCUACCAAUUGUAGUCUGCCCAGCCGCCGGCGGACCCGCGCAUACCCCGCGGCGGGCCGCCACUAACAAGGAAGAAUCGUCCACCAAACAGGUGCUCGUGCAGAACAAUGAGAUUGAAAUAACCAAAUAUGCAAAGCUAUUAACGGAGGCGGUGAUGAGGAAGAAAAAGCCGAUCAAAGCCGACCUUAAGCUACUGCAUCAUUGCAGCGAGAUCUUCCAAAAGGAAAGGGCAGUGAAACAGAGAGACCCCGAGCAGUUCAUCAUAAGGUGCCGGAUCGGAGAAGGGAAAGUUGACAAGGCCCUAUGUGACUUAGGGUCAUCCAUCAAUCUCAUGCCACUGAAGUAUUACGAAAAGCUCAACAUUGGGCCGCUCAAAACUUCAGACGUGACUCUUAGGCUGGCCGAUAACUCGUCCAUCAAAACAGUAGGUAUGAUUGAGGAUGUGUUGGUGAAGGUUGAUGAUUUCAUCUUUCCUGCCGAUUUUAUUGUGCUUGAUAUGAAAAUGGACAAGAAUGUUUCUCUAAUCUUAGGCAGAGAUUUUCUAGCUACUUGCAAAGCUUUGAUUUAUGUAGGUCGUGGAGAGAUCACAAUCAGUGACAAUUAUAGUCGCUCCACCUACAAGAUCGAGACGAGAUACUUAAAUUUGAGGAGGCAAAGCAGGCAGAGAUGGAACGGCAGUGCAGGGCAAUCAUGGUCACGGCUUGACAAAGCCUCAUGA